ACUCACGACUUCCGGGUGGCGGGAGAUUCGGCUGCUUGUUGUUAGCGAAAGCUAGUUAGUAGCUAACUGCUAGUCAGGGAGGUGAUAAAAACAAACCGGAUUUGUGUGAAGAUGAAUUCUGAAGAAGACACUGAUCCUGUUGCAGUGAAUGAUCUCCCUUCAUCCAUUUCACCCAUGCAUUUACUAAGGAUGAAGGAUAUAAUGGUCAACCAGUGCUUUGACAUGAACAUUAAGGCCAAUAUGGCAGGCAAACUAAAGUCUUUAGAAACACUGGAUGCUGAAGCAGAUCUGUCCAAGUAUGAAAAAGAAAUAGAACAGGCCAGAACAUCACAUUUUAACAAAACACUGGUUUUAAACAGGAUGCAGGUCUGGAAUGUCAUCAUUGAGAAACUGAUACAGGAUGACGCCGGGGCAGCGCCACUGAAGGCACUUGUAGAUGAAAAUGCAGACCUUUGUGAAAAGACAAUGAAGAUUAUAAAGGAAACUCGAGAACUUCAGGACCAAAUCACAGAAGUUCAAAAGGAGAGGCUUGAGCUGAAAGGUCUCAUAAAAAACAAGAUGCAGGAGAUUAAUGAGCUGAAACAGAUGAAGGAGAAUCAGGGUGAGGCACAGAAGAAGGCUGUGGAAAGAGCUGAAGAAAUCCUGCAGAAGUACAAAAAGAUUGCUACCAUUUCCCAAAAUGUGCUUCGAGGGAUCAUCCUUGGGAGCAGGGUAAACUGGAUUGACGAUCCUAAACUGAAAGACAUUGCAAUGGGAUUGGAGAGCAUCCCUAACUGAGGAGUAGUAGUUUUAUAAAGAAAAUAUACAUAACAUACUGCAUACUCUGUGUACUUUUAUCUUAUCUAUUUAAAAAAAAAAAAAAAAAGAAAAUGUGUAUAUGUUUGUAAAUACUGGUGUGCUACUUUUUGUGAAAAGUCUCCCUUUAAUAAAUGCUUGGAUUUGCUUUACCACA
Clarias gariepinus (North African catfish) is the source of this 952-nucleotide messenger RNA. It is a transcript of the gene cenph, whose product is annotated as centromere protein H. Gene Ontology annotation, cellular component: kinetochore; nucleus. The transcript is spliced from 10 exons. Gene Ontology annotation, biological process: mitotic spindle organization; chromosome segregation; kinetochore assembly. Gene Ontology annotation, molecular function: kinetochore binding. Bases 112 to 777 code for a protein of 221 amino acids. The record is from RefSeq and is a predicted model, not a curated record. Lineage: Eukaryota; Metazoa; Chordata; Actinopteri; Siluriformes; Clariidae.